AUGGCUGAUGAUUAUGAUGAUGAUGGUGAUGGUGUUGACACCAUCCCAUUACAACAAAAAGCUAACAGUCAUUUACUAAGCAAAAGGAUAUUGGAUGUGACAAAAGAUGACAGUAAAAUUCUACGUCGCACUAAGCGUGGCUGGAUGUGGAAUCAGUUCUUCUUGUUGGAAGAGUAUACAGGUACAGACACACAAUAUGUAGGCAAGACAUUUGAAGCAGCCAGCCCCCUGCCCUUACAGAAGUCAGGAGUGAGUGCAGCCAUGACCAGGAGGACUAUACAGGAAAAAGCCCCAAGCAGACAUCCCCAAGCCCACAUAGACAGCAGGAGUGAGCACUACCACCACAAGGAGGCCUCAUGCUAUUUCUUCAAAGGUGGUUCACAACAGCCACCACCACAGCUUCUACUUCUACAAAGACAGCUUGCCCCCAGAGUAGCAGCCACAACCACUAUGCAGGUUGCCUGCCAAUACUUGACUGAAUUGGUACAAGGAAAGUCACCAGAGGAACUUGGAAAAAAGAAGAGUGUUUCUUCUCAGUGUCCACUCCGGAGUAAUGCUAAUGUUAGCAAAGCACACCUUGUUUUGCUGGUGAUAAAUUGGAAGGUCAAAUUGAAAGUUAAAACCUUUGGACAUCCCAACAUAGAGAAUAAAGACAGGACGAGAGAACUCUUCUUUUCUACCUCUCUGAAGCUUCACACUGACCAAGAUAAAGGAGAUGGAAAUUUAAAAUACAUUUUAACAGGAGAUGGGGCUGGCAGUCUGUUUGUUAUAGAUGAAAAUACAGGAGACAUUCAUGCUGCAAAGAAAUUAGACAGAGAAGAAAAAUCCCUGUACAUCCUUCGUGCCAAAGCGAUAGACAGGAAGACUGGGCGGCAAGUGGAACCAGAAUCCGAAUUUAUCAUUAAAAUCCAUGAUAUCAAUGACAAUGAACCGAAAUUCACAAAAGACUUAUACACUGCCAGUGUUCCUGAAAUGUCUGGAGUUGGUACAUCUGUUAUACAAGUGACUGCAACAGAUGCAGAUGAUGCCAACUACGGAAAUAGUGCCAAAGUGGUCUAUAGCAUAUUGCAAGGACAGCCAUAUUUUUCAGUGGACCCAGAAUCAGGCAUAAUAAAAACUGCAUUACCAGACAUGAGCAGAGAAAAUAGAGAGCAGUACCAGGUGGUUAUACAGGCCAAAGACAUGGGCGGCCAGAUGGGAGGCCUUUCUGGAACCACCACAGUGAACAUCACUCUGACAGAUGUCAACAACAACCCUCCUCGGUUUCCCCAGAGUACGUAUCAAUUUAAUUCCCCCGAGUCUGUACCUCUUGGAACCCAUCUUGGAAGGAUAAAAGCCAAUGACCCUGAUGUGGGUGAAAAUGCUGAGAUGGAAUAUAGCAUUGCUGAAGGAGAUGGAACGGACAUGUUUGAUGUCAUCACUGACAAGGAGACACAGGAAGGGAUUAUAACUGUCAAACAGAAUUUAGAUUUUGAAAACAAAAUGCUGUACACUUUAAGAGUAGAUGCAACUAACACUCAUCCUGAUCCACGAUUCUUACACCUGGGACCUUUCAAAGACACAGCUGUGGUCAAAAUAUCUGUGGAAGACAUAGAUGAGCCUCCUGUGUUCAGUAAAAUCUCUUACUUGAUAGAAGUAGAUGAAGACGUAAAGGAGGGCAGCAUCAUUGGACAGGUUACAGCCUAUGACCCAGACUCCAUGAACAAUUUAAUAAAUUUUCCCCCGCUAGGCCCUGUGAUUGGUUACUAUCUCUGUUAUUUCCAGUUAUCUGCUCUUAUUCAUGUUCAUGAUAGGCAGUCAGCUGAAGAGUACUUUGGGUGGUAUGGUAAACCCAACUCCUGUUAUUCCAUCUUUGCCAAAAGAAUAAAUAAUCCAAAACAAAGUAGUCACAUUCCUGUCUUCAUCAGAAUUCUAGAUAUAAAUGACCAUGCUCCAGAAUUUGCCAUGUACUAUGAAACAUUUGUAUGUGAAAAUGCAAAACCUGGGCAGAUAAAAUUGGUAGUAAUUCAGAGGGUUUACUAUCAAGUUCUCAUUUUUUUAUUGAUAGUUUUAGUUGUGCUGUUUACAGCAUUGAAGAGGCAACGAAAAAAGGAACCUCUGAUAAUAUCUAAAGAUGAUGUUCGGGAUAACAUUGUGACCUACAAUGACGAAGGCGGUGGGGAAGAAGAUACCCAAGCUUUUGACAUCGGCACAUUAAGGAAUCCAGAAGCAAGAGAAGACAGUAAACUUAGAAGAGAUGUAAUGCCAGAAACUAUUUUUCAGAUAAGGAGAACUGUGCCUCUGUGGGAAAAUAUUGAUGUACAAGAUUUUAUCCAUCGAAGAUUAAAAGAAAAUGACUCAGAUCCAAGCGCACCUCCUUAUGAUUCACUGGCAACAUAUGCCUACGAAGGGGAUGAUUCCGUGGCAGAUUCGCUCAGUUCUUUAGAAUCUCUCACAGCUGACUGUAACCAAGAUUAUGAUUACCUCAGUGACUGGGGGCCUCGUUUUAAAAAACUUGCUGACAUGUAUGGGGGUGAUGACAGUGACCGAGACUAAGAGUAUUGGAUGACUGGAUCACUAUUAGUGGAAAUACUGUCUUUGUUACUAGAUUGAGUGGCCUGCAUUCUCCUCCAUGGAGGAAAUUUUUCAAAAAUCGAAAUCACAAACAAUACGUAGGUGUUUUCUUAGUCAAGGUUUGCUUAAUCAGUAAGUUUCUGUGAAUGAAUACAAAUGAUAUAGAUUUAAAAAAAGUAAUAAUAACCAGUUCACCCUAUUUGCCUAACAAUCUCGGAAGGAAAAUAUAUCACAUCAAUAAUCAAUAAAAAUACUUAAAAGGCUUUUUGUGCCUUUUCUUAGGUAUAAGAACUUUAUAAAUGUUUUCUUAACUGACUUUCAGUCACCUUUACUAUUAAAUUAAACAUUGUGCAAUUGCUUUGUAAAUUAAUAUGGAAAAGAUAUAUCCCUAAUGAAAUAGGAAUGAUUAUUACUGCCAUAUUUAUUUAGCUGAAGAAUGUCUUCGUGUUAAUUCAUUCAUAUUUUUAUAAAUGUAUAUUUAUAUUUUUGUAUUUUUAUGAAAUAAACGAGUAUUUAUAAAGA
Messenger RNA from Galeopterus variegatus (Sunda flying lemur), 3075 nucleotides. Its product is annotated as cadherin-9-like. Bases 1 to 2535 code for a protein of 844 amino acids. Gene Ontology annotation, cellular component: catenin complex; adherens junction; plasma membrane. The transcript has 14 exons. Lineage: Eukaryota; Metazoa; Chordata; Mammalia; Dermoptera; Cynocephalidae. Gene Ontology annotation, biological process: adherens junction organization; cell morphogenesis; homophilic cell-cell adhesion. Gene Ontology annotation, molecular function: calcium ion binding; cadherin binding. The record is from RefSeq and is a predicted model, not a curated record.